Messenger RNA from Dromaius novaehollandiae (emu), 12527 nucleotides. RefSeq names its product heart development protein with EGF like domains 1 (gene HEG1). Gene Ontology annotation, molecular function: calcium ion binding. The transcript is spliced from 23 exons. The record is from RefSeq and is a predicted model, not a curated record. Lineage: Eukaryota; Metazoa; Chordata; Aves; Casuariiformes; Dromaiidae. Gene Ontology annotation, biological process: heart development. The coding region runs from base 43 to 5898 and encodes 1951 amino acids.
CGCCGGCCGCCCCGCGCCGGGCAUGUGAAGCCGCGCCGCGCCAUGCCGGCAGCCCGCGCCCUGCUGCUGCCGCUGCUGCUGGGGCUGCCGCUGGCCCUGGCCCCGCCGGCCGGGUCGCUGCCCCUCGCCGCCCCCCGCCGCCGCUGCUCGCCGCCCGCCGCGGGACCCGCCGUCAUCGAAAGCGGCCAUCAGGAGAGAAGGAGUGCCGACCCCGAAACAGGGACUUCCAGUUCUUGCACGGAAAGCAUGGACGUUGCACCGACGUCCCCCGGGCGCGGAGAGCGGGCAUCCCCGGGGCAGCGGCGAGGCAGCGGUGCCCUCCGCGCCGGCACCGGGCACUUUCCAUGGCACGCGACGGCGCCUGCGGUCAGCCGGGCUGCCGCGAGCCCCGCUCUCCCGCCCUCCCAAAGCGCUCGUCCCGCUGCUGGAAGCAGUCACCGCCCGGCUGCUAGCUCGGAGAGAGGGAAGAGGGCUCUGGUGACUCUCAGCGACCCCACGAGCACGCCGGCACCGCUCAGCCAAGCCGCAGAGGGAACACCACCGGUGUGGGGAGCUGCCAGCACCUCGGCCGCUGCAGUCGGCAGGGAAAGGUCCCCCGCAACCGGCCGGAGCCGCGGGGCUUCGGACGUCGCCGCCUCGGAGCGUACGGCGGGGACGCUGCCUCCGCACCCGUCCUCGGACGCUGAUCCCCUGGCCAGCGGUAGCCCCUCUCCUCCAGCGAGCGGCACGGCAGCAUGGGAGCAGCCGGCCAGUCCUCGUGCCGGCAGCGCUGGUGCUUCACCCACCGCCUCGAGGAGCAGCGUGGGGACGACGACGCCUCUGCCCAGCAGCUCUGUCUCAAGCUCGGAGGCGCCCGGCUUGCCAGAACAGCCCCAGUCCUUGCCCAGCGCUCCCAGUGCCUGGACUGGUGGGAGCAGCCGCGCACCAGACCCCAGGCACUUUGCGGAGGACUCCACGAGCCCUUUGCUGACGGCAUCUCUUGCCUCAGAAACCGCUUUCAGAGCCGCUGGGAGCAGCCAGCAACCGGUUAGCGACCAGGCAGCAGAAAACCACACUUCGGAUUUCCAACCAGGAACGUCCAGCCCUGCAGCCCGGCCCCAGGCCUCGUCCCCAUGGACGCGGGGCACCAGCAUCUCGUCGGGAGCCGUGCACCUCACCGGACCCUCCGUGGACCACCGGCUGCCGCCUCUUCCGCCAGCUCCGGGAAGCGCUGGUCCAGCCAUUGGAAGCAGCUACCAGCCAUCCAGCUUCUCAGCAGCAGAGGAGAGAAUUUCUGAUUUUCCUGCCACCAGUACGUACGUUUCGACACCAUCCACCAGAGGUGGAGGAAGGACGUUAAGGUCACUACCAAGCAGCACCAGCCUGACCGAUGCAACAGAGAUUUCCACCUCCGGAACCGGAAUGAUCCACCCUUUGGAUCGGACCCAGUCCUCUGGGACGUCUUUGGCAGCAGAGGCUGGUGGUGGUGCAGGUGCCACCGCGCUGUUCACAGACUCGUUGCUCUCGGACUCUGCGUCUGCUCCGGAAAGCACUUCCAAAACUUUUAGAAGCACUUACGAACCACAGAGCAUCUCGGCUGCAGAAGUGGGGACUUUGCCCUCUGCCACCACCGGUGCUGCCGUGCCUCCGGCGCGCACCAGCACCUUGGCGAAGGCAUCAGGGUCUCCAGGCAGCAGCAGUGCCCCCAGAGCCACCUCCAGCACCGAUGUGACUGGCUUCGCAGGCGGGCUCUCGUCCUCCGCUGCAGCUCGGACGCCCGGCGUGAGAGGCUCGCGGGAUGCCACGAGUGCCGCAGCGCCUUCCGCAGACCCGGCGCUCGCAAGCUCGAGCUCUGCCUCGGGAAGCGCUUUCACGGGCGAAGGAAGCAGCCAGCAACCAGCUAACAGCUCAGCUACAGAGAAAAGAGCUGCUGAUUCCUCUACCACCAGUGCCUACGUUUCAGCCACCGGCACGGGAGGAAGGACACUGAGGUCCGUAACAAAUAGCAGCAGAUGGGCAGCAGAGGUCUCUACCUCUGGCAGUGGCGUGUCCCGGGCCGUAGGUACGAGCUGGUCCUCAUCUGCGUCUUCCGUAAGAGAGACCUACGGAGUUAAUGGGUCGAGAGCAAUCACAGAUGUCACCGAACCUUUGGCAGACCCUUCGCUAACGCAUUCUCCCUCUCCUUCAGAAAUGCCUUCCACAGCUACUAGAAGCAGCCAUGUGUCGUUUAGCAUCCCAUCAACAGAGAAAAGAACUGAUUUUCCUGACACCAGUACGUACGUUUCGACACCAUCCACCAGAGGUGGAGGAAGGACGUUAAGGUCACUACCAAGCAGCACCAGCCUGACUGAUGCAACAGAGAUUUCCACCUCCGGAACCGAAAUGAUCCACCCUUUGGAUCGGACCCAGUCCUCUGGGACGUCUUUGGCAGCAGAGGCUGGUGGUGGUGCAGGUGCCACCGCGCUGUUCACAGACUCGUUGCUCUCGGACUCUGCGUCUGCUUCAGAAAGCGCUUCCCCAGCCAAAGGAACCAUCAUCUCGGCUACGGAAAAAAGCUUGUCUGACCGUCCUCUCACCAGUGCGCCCAGCACAGUGACGGCUACCAGAGGUGUGGAAAGGACCAUGGAGCCUGUAGCCAACAUCAGUGCAGCAACCAGUGCUGCAGAAAGCAGCACGUCCUUGGAUCCAGUCCAUCUGUCAUCUUCUGUAACCGAGGCUGGAAGGCAGCAUAAUAUUUCACAGAGCGAUGAUGAAUUCAGUGAGCUUUCAACGCAGCCACUGCCUAUAUUUUCUUCCAGUGUUUCAAUGUCUUCAUCUUCACCAAGUACUUCUGAGAGAGAGAAAAGGGUUUCCAGUGUUCCUACCGAGAGAACGUACAUCUCACCCGCCUUCUCCACGCGCGGAGCGGGGACCUCUCAGGCUCCAGUUGACCACAGCACAUGGAGCGAGGUGACAGGAGGCUCCACUUCUAACCCAGACGUGGCCGGGGAGUCGCGCUCCAGCCCCUUCCCGUCCGCAACAGCGUGGCCUGGAGGAGGGCCCGUCUCAUCCAGCGAUGCAGGUUAUACCGAGCCCUUGGCCGAGGUCACGUUUUCAUCCCAGGCCUCCACCGACUUCUCUGCCCCACGUGAACUUUCCACCACUGGAAGUAGCCAUCACUCACUGAGCAGCUCGAGUGCAGAAGAAAGGAUUUCCAGCGCUUAUACUGAUGCUGCGUACAGUUCAGCCACAGUAACGGCAGGUGGAGAGAAGACAUUGAGAGCUGUGACAAACGGCACGCUGGCCCGUGGCACAGAGAGCUCCACGUCACACGCGGAAAUUGCUAAUUCCUCCGAAGUGAAUCGCUUGGCGCCCAUGGAGCAGAGCAGCACUCCUAAUAUCUCUGCGAGCAGCACGGGCAUCACUGGGUUUGCGACUGAGACACUGUUUACGCAUUCUUCCAAGAUACUGACUUACUCAUCUUUCCAAAACAAUCUCUCAAGCUUUCCAAGUAGCCAUCAGCCAGUCAGUAGCGUUGACGCUGAGAAAAGGACCUCUGUUUCUCACACAGACGGCACAUACAUUUCAACCACGUACACAAGAGGUGGAGAAAGGACCCUCCUGUCUAUAUCAAAUAGUAGCACCUCUGCUGAGUCCUCGGAAAGUUCCACUUUUUUUUCAGAAAUUUCCAGCCCUUCUGAUUCGUCUCAAUCUUCUUCUGUGACCCAGGACAGAAGAAGCAAUGUCUCCAGUGACGGCGGUUUUAUUGAACCAUCUACUGAGCCUUUGCUAGUACAUUCUUCCAAACCGUUGACUUCUGCUUCCACAGGCAGCGUACAAAAUACAACCAUCUUAGAUACUGACUCUGAGUUGUUGCCUACUGGCAGAUCAUCUCUAUCUUCAUCAGCGUUUCCAUCCUCUUCCUCAGCGUCAUCGCUGCAUUACUCACUGUCAUCAACACCAUCACCAACUUACCUGUUUGCAUCAUCAGAGUCAUCUGAGCUGCUGUCUUCCUCCGUGAUGGCAUCAUCGCUCCCUCUACAGGCUUUGUCAACUGCUGUACCCACUUCCUCGUUGCUUUCCCCAUCUUACUCGUUAACAUCUUUAUUACCUCUGUUUUCUUCACCGUCUUCUGUGUCGCAGUCCGACGACAGCGGUCAAGCCAGCACCUCUGUAGCUACCACUGAAGUCAGACAGGUGCCCUCUACAGCUGCCAUCACUGGGCGCUCGCCUGGAGGCACCAGCCUGCCGAGUGGAACGCACCAGCCCCCAAACAGCACCAUCUCCAGCUCCACAGGGUCUCCUCCUCUUCCCACAGAGCCCAUGGAGCAGCCCAGCAGCCGCGCCGUGUCCGUGUCUGCUCCUGCGCAGGUAACUGAGAGCCCCUCGCCAAGGGUCACUUCUCCCAAGGGGGACAGCUUUGGAAACACAACGCCGCUGCUCACCACAGCUGGUGAUACCCCGCAUCCUGGGACGACAGAAGCACCCCGCAGUGCCUUACCGAGCACAACAAACCAAAGGGUUGUCCCCGCCGUGGUGGCACUGACUACAGUGAAACCCCCUGUGCUGACAACACCUGCAGUUCGCAGACCAACCCCGGCUCAUCCUAGCACUACAAAAACCCACAGACCCCAAACGCCCGCUGCCACUAAAACAGCUUAUGCCACUGGUCAAAGCACAGAAGCUAUUGAUCAUAGCACUGCAGAUACUGGUAAAGUCACCGAGGAACACAUCCCGGUUACGAGUCCUUCUGAAGCACCUCCACCCGCCAAGACCACUGUAAGCGUUGCAACUACUUCGGCUGCUUCUACCAAACCAACGACUGUCACUCCGUUGAGUAGCACAGCAGGGCUGAGGACGUCGUCGCCUGUAGCAGAUGUGGAUGAAUGUCUUUCCAAUCCUUGUCCUGCCUUGGCCACAUGCAACAACACCCAUGGCUCCUACAUCUGUCAGUGUCCUCUUGGGUAUGAGCUGGAAAAAGGAAAGUGCAAUUUAGUAAGAAUAUUUAUUGGCCAGGUUCCCCUGAAACCGAAUGUCACUCAUGGGAAGUAUGCAGAACUCCUCCACGUCGAGGGUGAGAUCCUCGCGAUGCUGGACGCGUCGCUGGCGGGGCUGCCGGGGUACCACCGCUCCGUGGUCGAGGCCACGAGGGAGGCCAACGUUGUCCAUGUUUCGGUGCGAUCCAUGUUCUCUUUGGCCUCCAACGUGACGUUCUACGACGUUGUCAGCAGCGUGAAAAGCUACAUCAGAGCGUGCACAUCCCCCCCAGACACCUGCCAGUUCAUCUCAAGCCUCAAGCUGCUCCACAGAGUUGGCAGCUUGUGCAAACAGAAAGACCCCGAAUGCGACAAGGAAACCUCCGAGUGCACCGACUUCGAUGGCGUUGCGCUCUGCCAGUGCAAAAGCGGGUACUUCAAAUACAACAAGAUGGACCAUUCCUGCCGAGCCUGCGAAGAUGGAUAUAAGCUGGAAAAUGAGACCUGCGUGAGCUGCCCAUUUGGCUUAGGUGGAUUCAACUGUGGAAACCCGUAUCAGCUCAUCACUGUGGUGAUCGCAGCCGCAGGAGGGGGACUUCUGCUCAUCCUGGGCAUAGCGCUGAUAAUAACCUGCUGCCGGAAGAAUAAAAAUGACAUAAGUAAACUGAUUUUCAAGAGUGGGGAUUUCCAGAUGUCACCGUAUGCCGAGUAUCCAAAGAACCCCCGAGCACAGGAGUGGGGCAGAGAGACCAUCGAGAUGCAGGAGAACGGAAGCACUAAGAACCUGUUGCAGAUGACAGAUGUAUAUUAUUCGCCAACUGGACUGAGAAAUCCUGAACUGGAAAGAAACGGACUUUAUCCUCCCUACACUGGUUUGCCUGGAUCUCGACAUUCGUGCAUCUACCCUGGACAGUACAAUCCAUCUUUCAUUAGUGACGAAACCAGAAGAAGAGACUACUUUUAGCAGGGCAGAGAGGGAGUGGAAGAUUGACACAGUUUUGUGGCCCUUGAGCACCGGGUGCCUUCUGUGGCAGUUCAGCUCACAUCAGUCUUGCUCUUCCCAUUUAACAGCAGGAAGGACUUUGAACUCAAUGCAGGGCGUUGCUGCCCCGAGAAACUGUUAUGCUUGUUGAGCUGCCAAGAGAAGAUGGAGGAGGGAACGGUUCAAGGUGCAGACCAGUGAAAGACCCAGGUGAAAGCUAAUGUGUGUGCCCCAUUUUUGCGCCGUGCUGCUCCUUUACUCCAUGCUAUGGGGCAAGCAUAGAUCAGCGCAGGCAGAUGAGCUGUGCCCGGCACUCUGAAUCAAAUACCACUAGGGAGUAUUUUGUUUACAGAUACUGUUCACUGUCAGGCUGACGACUGUGCUUGUCUUCUUAGCCAGCUUUCGUGCAAAGAGUCACCGUGUGACUGGUUUUGGUAGCAAAAGUAUGUCAGCUCCCUUUUCUCCUGCCACAUUGCCUUCUGCUUCCUGCACGAGAGGGGAGCUGGCUUGUCCUCUAGCCCUUACGUUCUCGCUGGUAGAAGUUCUCCAAAAGGCUCGGUCUGUGCUGAAGCCUGGCAAUGUUGGCUGAAUUUGUGGGUUGGUUGUCUCCAAGGAGUACAGGAAAGUUAGUCAUACCACUGCGAUGCAAACUGACAAAGAGAUGCAGCCAAUCCCAUGCACUACUCCUGUAUGGAGGGAAAAGUCUCAGUGCGUCAUUGUUUUGUCAACCAGCAUUGUUCAAAAGCGAUACCUCUAUAGGUCAUGAGAGUACUUCCGUGUAGGAUUUUAAGAGGCUCUGUUUCCUGGCAGGGUUUUAUAUGCCUAUAAAAACAGCAAUAUAACUUAAAAUAGUUGCUAACAGGAACAUUUACUACAAAGAAGAAAAAUAUGAGCUGGGAACUCACCACGCUCCUUGCUUGGAAUUUGGAUAGGAGUGAUAAUGGUGUAGCCCUGGUUGGGCAGGUAGACCAUGAAUGAACACUGCAGGUGGGACAUAGCUUUAAGCCUUCACAGCCCGCCUUGACUUCAGUGGGAGGCGUGGAGGGGGACUCAGUACAUUGGAAAAUGCAGCUCGCUGCAGUUGGUUGCAUUUGACAAGAGAAAAACAGAAUGCUUUGAAUCCUGGCAGAGCAAAGAUCACACGUUUCAAAUUGUUUUGCCUUCAUCCAUCCUAGUUUUGAGUUAUUCAGACCAGGCAGGUUUCCUGACAUAGGUGUGUUAAUUUACACUAAUGACUUGGCACAAGCUGCAGAAUUAAGUCAGUAUAUUCCUCACCAAAGAUCAGAUUGAAAGCUUAUUGACUUCAUUCCUUCCUGAGCUGGGUGUUGAAAGAGAUCUUUAUUACAAAGUAUUUUUACAGCUUAUCUUCACUGCAAGGAUAUACUGAGUCAUCCAAGGCCUGUCCAGAUGCACUAAUCCUUACCUUGAGUAUCAUUGUGCUUUUAAUUCAAGCUGGCUGCUUGCAUGAGGACAGCAAAGAAUAGCGUAGUUCCUUAGCUAUUAACCCACCAUCUCUGUAGUGUGUUCAUAAUCUAGCUUCACUAAAACGCGUAUACUUCCCGGUACUCCCAUCUCCCCCUCAGUGCUCAAAGAGACACAGUGCCUACAAGGGAGCUCAGCUCACUGGGGACCAUGGGAGGUGCCCCCCAAAGUGCCUACCGCCAAGUGACAGCAGCAGGUCAAACGUGGACAUGUUGCGGGGCUGCUCCCCCGCAGCAAGCCUGCGGUGACGGGGUGCCCUCGCUCAGGGAGCAGUCACCCUACUCGUGUCCUGCAGGCGCUAGGAGCCUCCAGAUCCUGUCCCAGCACUCCGAAGGCGGUUGUGUUCCCUGCCCAAAGUGAGGACGACUACCCAGAGGACGACGAGCGAGUACAAGGCAUUCAUCAGCUGCAUGGACUGAGAGGUUUCUGGUCCCUGCUCCCGUCUGCUUCUGUGUUCUCCAGAUUGCAAGGUGGCAAAAGCACCGCAAACGUGCCUGGGAAGACGCAGCUUGGUGCACCAUCCGUAGCGUACACACGCAGUGUUGCUUCAAGCCUCACCCUGUACCUGCUUGUAGAAACGGCUGUGCGGUCUUGCGGAGAAACGGAUCUUUGCGUGUGCCCAGGGGCAGUGUGCUUCACUCCUGUUGUGUGAUUUUUAUGGUGACGGUGCAGCUGAUUUCACAUCUGCCUGAUCCACAGCCGGACUUGCAGGUGGUAGCACGCAGCUUGUCGCAGAUCAAGGGAGGAAGUGAUCAGCUGCUCCUGGGAAGUACGGCUGCCUGAGGGGCUAUAUUUAAAGGAAAGCUCUAGCUACAGUGUGCAAAAUAGCUUAACAGGUAAAGCACAAAAGCUAACUGCCCUCUGCCGCUCUAACCAGUGUUUCCAGCCAGUAAAUGAUGUUCUUCUCCGAUUCAUUAGUAGCCAAUACCCUAAUUAUAGAGGGUGCCUUGAAUGAGGUGGACUAAGGGCUUGGUCCUGCCGUGCUCUGGGGGCUCCCAGGGAGGACGUUGGUAGGGUUCACAGCCUCUCCGAGGGUGAGUUGCUGCUUUUGCAUAGCACCAGCUCUGUUUUUGAUGAGUGCCAAGUUGGAAAGGGUCACCUUUCCCGUGGCACAGAGGAGGGUUUUGUCUCUGCUAUAAACAAAAGAGAGAAGCCGGGACUUGCUGCUGACUCUAAAUCCCGAGCACUUAGACAAGCGCUGGGGUCUGCCUCUAUAUAUUUAGAACAGCUUAGCAAAAAGUGAGCAUGUCCCGGCCAUGACAGUAGGAUUUAACCAUGUGCCAGCACUUCCAGACAGUGAAGUAUUUAGGCAUGUGCUUAUAGGCAGAUGUGCUUAAUUGCUUGGUUAGUUCAAAGACCGUGUAUUGUGAAGUGUGCGUGUGUGUGCUAAGUGGCUACUGCAAAGGACAAAGGUUGAACCAUCAACUCAAUGUUGUGGAUCAGUCCUUUUUAUAUAAAGAGUAGCAUUUGGGUUGUAUUAACCAAACUCCUGGCCCGUAUGUCUUGCAGCAAACUGCAAGUACUUUGAGUAGGAAACGUGAUAGAACUAUUUUCUAAUUCAGAUUGCACAGAAGUCUGCAAGUAAUUCAUUUUCAUUUCUUAAUAACCUUAAUUCUUCUUAAUGCUGUAACUGGAGUGAAAGGGUUUCAAUAAACCCAGCAGGAUUUUCUGCGUGAGGGGUGUAAAACUUGGCCUUUUCCAAAAGAGAUACCUGAGUUUUAUUGCACUGAAACUUUAUGCCUGUCAGAGGAGGUAAACAUUGGAAAAUCUGCUCUGUGAAUUUGUCCUUUGCAUCCUUUUAGUUUUGGUAAGAAAAACUAAGUCAUGGAGCAAAUGUGUAGUCCACAGGAAGGAGGAAAGGGGUGUCUUCUGACCUGGCAGCACCUUCUCUGGGUGCCCUAGGAGUCCCCUUUCAGCUGGGAGGAGAGGAUUUAAGCAGCAGUCAGCUCUGGGGUUAGCAGGGGUACUUUCCCACGCAGUGAGUUUCAGGAACUCUUUGCAGAGCCGGCGCUAUGCAGCGACAAGUUAUUGAGCGCGGCUCUCGGCGAGCCCAGCUGCUCCCCGCGCAGCAAUGCUCCCGUCCUCCCCCAAACCCCGCGGGCUCUUGGCUCCGCCGCUGCCCGUGCGCAGGGCAGUUUGCUGCAAUUUGUGGCCGUUCAUUUAUUGCAAUUAGUUAAUACCGCGGCUCACUGGCAAGGGGACUCUCCCAGCCACGGCGGGGCUGUGACCUGUUUCUGUGCAGCUUGCGACUAGUAAAACUGUCACCAGGAUCCUGUUUGUCUGCUUCUGCCUGUGACAGCCGUUUCUCGCUAACCACGGCGGUCAGCAGAAGCUCCCCCCAGCAGUGGAGUGGGGUUUGCUACUCCCGUCCCAGGGAGGUGGGUCUCUACCCUCCCUCUCAGUCCCCACUUGCCUCUGUGUUAAGUACUUUACUCCUUAGGACAUCUAAAUAAAUGUAGCCUGAUUUCUCAGAGGAUUUAGGUUGAUUUCAGCUGCCCCAAAACGCAGAUUUUGACCACAGCGGAUCCUUUUGCCAAGGGAAGCGUUCUCCGUUAUCCCAGCCAAGAGGAUGGGGUGGAGGAUGCGUGUUUCUUGCUAGGAGGCUGCAAGUGGGUCGCCAGAUGGAGGGAAAGGGAGAAAAACCGCACUAACACCUAAGAGAAAUCUGUUCUUGCUCCUGGCUGGUAUGUACAGGUAGGGAAGCAGUCAGCGGGGCCCUUGGGCAGCUGUGUGGGAGUCUUUCCGAUUAACUUUGGAAGAAAAGCUGAUUACUGGACAGGAGAAAGUUAGCGCUCUGCCGGUUCUGUUGACCAAAGCCCCUCACCCCCAGCAACACCCCCGGCAGCCAGCCCGCGAGAGGCGGCGGGCAGAAUAACCAGAGCAGCCAAAUGCAGGUUUGGGGCAUCGUUCAAAAGGCACGCUGGUACAAGCAGCCAUCCCACGUGCCUGUCAUGCCCUGCUGCUCACCCCGCCACCCCUCCCACGCCUGACUGGAAAAAACCGCGGUGCUUUUGCAUGCCAAUGAAACCUCAAAGCACUAAAUUUGGCUACGUCAGGAAUGCACGAGACGGGCAUUUUCAUGCCUUUUUCCCUGCACAUGUAAAGCGUUAAGUAACAUGGCAGCAAGAAAUCUCAUUGCUGCAGCAGCCUUUCCAUAAAGUCCUGGCACCACAGUCAGCUAUUGAGGCUCUCCCUGUGGCCAGACCUCUAAAAGUGAUUUGCAAUAGUAAAAAGACUUCUAGAAAAUAGCAAUAAAUUGCAUUUAGCGAGAAAUGUUUGUCACUGUGAAACUGUUUGUCCCAGCCGUUGUAAUGCCUGUCCUCUAGGGGCCUUACAGACCAGUAAAGUCGGGUCAGACAUUGCUGUAGACGCGUGAAGUACUUCCCCAGGACUCCUCUCUAAUUCUGGUCAAUGGCAAUAUCCGUGCCAAAUCCAUCUGGUCUUCUCAUUCCCUCAUAUCAAUGUUUAAUCUUUAGUUUUCUUCCUUAAAUUGAACAAGAACGGAUGCAUUUUACUUAAAUGUUCUUCCUAUGCUGACUAUUGUUUUUUCCUCUUUACACACAAAGGACCUAAUCCAGCAUCCACUAUACUGACCAGGAUAACUUUCCCAGGGAUUGUAAUGGGGUUUUUCCUAGGCCUGGAUUGUCCCACCUUCAGGGUGACUUGGGUGUACAACAUGCAUGCGUUUGGCUUUCCGUUCUGCCCGCUUCUGUGGUGUUGUUGCUGCCUUUCAAUGUUGUAUUUAUUUUUUAGAAGUAUAGUUUUUGCUGUAGCAAAACCUACAUUAUGUGAGAUUGAGCAAACAGGUUAUUGUUCGAGAUCUGAAACACCUCCCCGAGAAGACGAUGGAUGUGAAUUUUGUGAAAUUGUUUUGGAUGGAUAAUCCUUUACUAAUCAAACGACCUGUUUCCUACAGUUUGAGAUCUUCUAGGGAGAUAGAGGUGCUUUCGGUAUUCAGAGAAAUACUCCGAGGAGAGUUCUCUGAGUGCAGGAGCUACUGAUUCGCACUUGCCUGCCCCUCUGGCAAUGAAAAAAAAUCUGCCAGCGUGGGAAGGGGUGCGCGCUGUGUGCCUGUAAGAUUUCGGGAGCCUUGCAGUGUGUAUGUAAUUCUUCGUUCCCUUGAAUUGCUGAAGCUGAAAAGCAGGAGAGAAAUCCAUUAAGGGAUGAGGGAGUCAGUUCAGCGAAGAAAAGAAUAUACUUAAUUGUUUUGCAGAACUAAAUGUCUAAGGUCAGUGUAAUACCGUGACUUCUGUACUGUAAGAUCGUACAUAGGAUGAGACCGGUUCGGCGUGUGGUUUGUGUUACGUGCGAGCAAUAGCUCUGCUGAGGGAAAACCUAGCGAGGGUGCCCUGAUGUUCCUCAAAAGUAGUAUGUAAAUGCUGAGCCCCUCGGUCUUUUUUCUGGUAAAAUGCUUGCUGAAAGGGAUGGGAGUCUUGCAUGAGUAAUUACUGCAGCAAGUGGCCCGCAAAUCUGCAAUACGCUACACCCUGAUGCAGAAAGGUCCUGUGGAGUACUGUGAAAAGGGUCACUGGUGCUAGGCAGCGCCGGAGAAUUUGCCUGAUACAAAAUGCUUCUUUUAAAGUCUGGUGGGAUGGUUUUCUUUAAAGGAAAAAAAUUACAGAAUAAAUAUUCAAUUGUUUCUUUUUUUAAGGAAAUUCGGGUAAACUCGGUUGUUUGUUUUAAGCCCUGUUGAAAUUCUACAGGGCUUUUUCAUAACAGGAAGCAAAAUUUCGUAGGUAAAAUCAUAAUGGUUUCCGGGAACAGCUUUCAGAAUUGCAGAGUAAAGCUCACCUUUAGUGAAGCCUAUUUCAAAAGGCAAAGUUUCAGCAUUUGUUUGUGCUUCUGUUAUUAACCUGAACGUGGACCUGCUUUAUGUUCUUGACAUUGUCCGGGUUUCCCUUCCCAUCUCUCUGAAUGUUAGCUUCCAAGUUGCUGGGUUUUUAAGGACUUGUUCCAAACCAGUAUUAUUUAAAGUUGUAUCAUAUUUUCAGUCUCCACUAAUUACACAGUACUGUAGUAGCAAAAUAUAAUUUUUAAGGAUUGGAUUAUUUUUAUACCUGCAUCCAAUAUUAUUAAAUCUGGCGUUCUAGUCAGUAUUAUAAAAGGAUACAAUAAAACUAUGGAUAUUA